UUCCUUCUCUCUCUCUCCGAGACUGAGUUGGUAUCACCGAGUUCGGCAACCCGGAAACAUGGGCUCAUUGGAAACUCUGGUCGCCCAAAUUCAAGGUCUGUCGAGCAGCGCCGGAGAUAUCUCACGCCUCCACGUCAUUCUGAAGCAAGCGGAGGACUCGCUCCGCUCCGAGUCGACUCGGUUGUCUCCGAUUCUCAGCCAGCUCGACCCCUCCAUACACUCUCUCGGAUACCUCUACAUCCUAGAAGCUUGCACAUCUGUCCCAAUCUCGAAAGAGCAAGCCGCUACACUGGUUCCCUACGUUGCCAGAUUUAUUAGUUUUUGUGUUCCGGAGCAGAUUCGUUUGGCACCCGAUAAAUUUAUAUCUGUUUGUAAGAGGUUCAAGGAACAAGUUGUGCUGCUUGACGCACCAAUUCGGGGGGUUGCUCCGAUGUUGGCAGCUGUUCAGAAACUUCAGAGUUCGUCAGAACAUUUGACUAGUUUGCAUCCUGAGUUUCUUCUUCUUUGUUUGUUGGCAAAGUGCUACAAAACCGGCAUGUCCAUUUUGGAGGAUGAUAUAUUUGAAGUUGAUCAGCCAAGGGACUUUUUCCUCUACUGUUAUUAUGGUGGGAUGAUAUGCAUUGGACAAAAACGUUUUCGGAAAGCACUGGAGCUUCUACACAAUGCUGUUACUGCUCCAAUGUCCAAUAUAAAUGCUAUAGCUAUUGAAGCGUACAAAAAAUACAUAAUGGUUUCUCUCAUUCACCAUGGACAGUUCUCUACAAGUCUUCCCAAGUACACUUCUUCAGCCGCUCAGAGACAUCUAAAGAACUUCUGUCAGCCCUACAUUGACCUUGCAGUUAGUUAUAGCACUGGGAAAAUUGCAGAACUAGAGGCAUGCAUCCAGACAAACAGGGAGCAUUUUGAAAGUGACAACAACUUUGGGCUGGUGAAGCAGGUUGUAUCAUCUAUGUAUAAGCGAAAUAUCCAGAGAUUGACUCAGACAUACCUGACCCUCUCCCUCCAAGAUAUUGCCAAUACAGUACAACUGAAUAGCCCUAAGGAGGCAGAAAUGCAUGUCCUGCAAAUGAUCCAAGAUGGUGAGAUAUUUGCAACAAUCAACCAGAAGGAUGGAAUGGUUAGAUUCCUAGAGGAUCCUGAACAAUAUAAGACCUGUGAGAUGAUUGAGCAUAUCGAUUCAUCUAUCCAGAGGAUAAUGGCACUCUCAAGGAAGCUGACUGCUAUAGAUGAACAGAUCUCAUGUGAUCCUUUAUACCUAGCAAAGGCUGGGAGAGAAAGACAGAGAUUUGACUUCGAUGACUUUGAUACUGUUCCUCAGAAAUUUAACAUAUGAAGUAUAAGCUCGACUAACCACCAUGAAGUGGUUCAUGAUUAUGAGAAUGAUGCUACACCCCCAAUUAAUUUGCUCUAGCGGCUCUUCAUUGUUCAAAGGGAUGCAAAUUUUCUUUUGUAGCCCAAAUGAGGGAAAAUGGAUACAUGUGAUUAAAACCUUGUUUAAUUGUUAUUUAAUUGUGAGGAUUUUUUUAUAUUGAAGUAUCUUGUCAAUUA
Molecule: messenger RNA, 1548 nt
Organism: Corylus avellana
Lineage: Eukaryota; Viridiplantae; Streptophyta; Magnoliopsida; Fagales; Betulaceae
Gene: COP13
Product: Proteasome component (PCI) domain protein
Biological process (GO): ubiquitin-dependent protein catabolic process
Cellular component (GO): COP9 signalosome
Source: RefSeq, a predicted model, not a curated record